This is a messenger RNA of Argiope bruennichi, 1273 nucleotides long. RefSeq names its product pancreatic triacylglycerol lipase-like. Bases 26 to 1273 code for a protein of 415 amino acids. Gene Ontology annotation, molecular function: lipase activity; carboxylic ester hydrolase activity. The transcript has 8 exons. The record is from RefSeq and is a predicted model, not a curated record. NCBI's taxonomy places the organism in Eukaryota, Metazoa, Arthropoda, Arachnida, Araneae, Araneidae. Gene Ontology annotation, biological process: lipid metabolic process.
AAAAAUCUCUUUAACUUUGCAGACCAUGGAACCUAAAAGAUUAAUGUCACUAAUAUUAUUUAUGAACUUAAUGGCGAUAUAUGGAACCAAUUCAGUUUUGCAGAUUCUUGGAAUAAAUGGAGAACAGAAUGCAAGAUCUGAAGUAGAGAACUUCGCAAAUGCUUCUUUUGUUCCUUCAAAUAAUAACAAUUCCAUUCAAUAUCUACUCUACACUCCAGAACAACCCGAAGAAGUCUGUUACUUCGAACCCAACGAUGCAAACGAAUGUGUGUUUAAUGUGACUUAUGAAACCAAAAUUCUGGUACAUGGUUACACUGUACAGUUAUUACCAGGAAACUAUUUCGAGCAAAUCAAAAACAAAUUAUUGAAAUAUAACAGCUAUAAUGUCAUCAUUGUAAAUUGGACCAACUAUAAUGGACCUUCAUAUCUUUUGGCCAAAGCAGAAGCCUAUCUAGUGGGAAUCAAUAUUGGAACAAUGAUAAACUUCCUUGUGUCUAACAAAGGAAUGAAUCCAUCAAAUGUUCACAUAAUAGGUCACAGUUUAGGAGCGCAUGUGGCUGGAGUUGCAGGAAAGCAAGUGCCUAAUUUAGGAAGGGUAACAGGUUUGGAUCCAGCAGGGCCAUUCUUUACUACAUUUAUAGAGUUUAACAGAUUGAGCGUUACAUCAGCGAAAUUAGUAGAUGUAAUGCAUACCAGUAAUUAUCUAACAGGCGUAGGCUUAGGCAUGGGCGAUGCAAUUGGUUCUAUCGACUUUUAUCCAAACGGUGGAAAUGAGCAACCUGCUUGUCAAAUGGGAAAGGAAUUCCGCAAUGCGGAUGCACAAGUUAAUGUAGUUACAUCACUGCUGACAUUGGCGUCUUGCUAUCACAACAUAGCUCUUCCUUAUUUUAUGAACUCCAUUCAUGAAUGCAAAUAUCUCAGUGUGGAAUGUGAAAAUUACAAAUUUUAUUCCGAAGAAAACUGUGAUUCUGAUACAAAUCCUAUUAAUAGAAUGGGCUUGUAUUGUCAUAAUCAAAGUUCUCAUCAGCUGUACCGUAAUCCUUCAUUGGACAAAACCCUAGACAAUAUUCCAACCCCUGGACACAUCCCAUACCAAGGCAAGAUGCAUUUUCGCUCCUCCUCUGGAAAAUCCACCAGGAUUGGACCUGCCUCCUACCAAAGACUCAAGACUAAAUACACUCCAACAUCGAACCAAGUUUACACUCAAGAACCAGACUUCAUGUACUCCAGCGAAUCUACCAACCCAGAACUCACCAUCAUUGAUUGUAGCUAA